GAAGAGAGAGAGUGUCCAAAGCCAAAACAAUAACAACUCAAAUAAAAAUACGCAGCGCAUAGCGUGGGUCACGUGCCACAGCUUACCAAAUAUAGCAACAAAAAUCGAAAAGACAGAUUAUUCGCGUCAAUUAAAGCAGCAAAUGUUGAACGAAAAGCAAUAUUAGCUACGCCUAGCUCCAAGUAGCCCAGUGUAUACAAAGCAUGCAGAAUUAAACAAAAUAAAUUACAAAAAUAAAAUUAUAAACAAAAAGUAUGAAGAAAAAAGUGAAAAAGCGCAAAGUUGUGGGCGAAGAAAAUUUUUGAAAAUUAAGAAAAAGUAAAAAAAAGUUAAAAAACGAAAAAAUCCGUAACAUUUUGUGUCAAGAUUAGUGUUGUGGAAAAGCGCAGACAACACAAUCACACACAAAGUUAAGAAAUACGUGUUCCGUUUAACAAACAGCGAGCAGCAAACGACAAAACAACAACAAUAAUACGAAGGAAAAGUGCAAGUGAAAGGAGAUAUACAAAUAUAUAUGUGUGAGAAUUUAUAUAAAUAUAUAUAGUGUAUAACAGAUAUAUGUAUGUAUAUCUUAUAAAAGUAUAUUGUGUGCGUGUGUGUGCUUAAAUAAAAUUGCGUAAUAGCGUAAUUCGCACAUAUGUACGCCCAAUUGGGGUUAAGCUAAUUGGCGAGGCAAGCACGUAACUGCCGACGAAAAGGCAGCCGAGAAAACCAAAAAGCACAACAAAGACAUACCAAUGCAAUAGUAAAUAACAACAACAAUAAUAAGCAAGCAAUAAUACUUACGCUCAACAUAAAAGCAUAAAACGAGGAAAGGCAGACACAAAUAGGCGAAAAACAACAACAACAACAAGUUAAGUAACGAAUAGUAGCCAGCAUGCCAUUCGGCCGCAAAUCACCAUUGGAGGCGCUCGCCUUGCCCGGCGUCAUUUUGGCCUACAAAUACAGUCAAUUUCGGCAAAGACGCCGCGAGGCAGCCAGCCGACGUGUGACGGAACGUGAGUUGGCCGCGCUGCAUCAUAAAAUCGACAAGUUGCUCAGCAAACUGGAGGAAAGCGAACCGGAUCCGCCAACCUCGCAGGAGGAUGAAUGCGUCAUUUGCAUAAAUGCGCGUGCGACCAUGCAAACGUCACCAUGCGGUCAUCGUGUUGUCUGUCGUCGCUGCUUUGUCAAGACAAUACAAAGUGCCGUGGCACAGCGACUGCUGCCACUACGCUGUGUGAUCUGUCGUGCGCGUGUGAAUCGCCUCACCUCCAGCUCGGGCACUUGGCGCAUACAAGAGUCGGCGAGCAGCUAUUCCAUGGGUGCCAAAAGUUGGGCUUCCGCCGGUGUCGGUGCGGGCGGCGUGCACGCCUCGGCCAGUUCCUAUUCGAUGGGCGAUGCGCAUAGCGGCCACCAUGCCUUCCAUCCACAUCCCGCGCUGCAUGGUCGUUAUCCGCGCAGUCCGAAUGGUGGCGGUCGUGUUGCACAAUCGGAUAGUUUGUAUUCGAUGAGUUCGACGGGUUCGUCGUCACUGUCGGGUGUCUCACAUAUGUCCGCCUACUCUAAGACGUCUUCCAUUUCGAGUGGUCUCUGCUCACCCGCCUCACCCAUAUCACCGUCUGCCAUGUCAGCGUAUACACAGACACCGGUGAUGAAUAAUCAUUUGGCGCCACCCGGCGCAUCGACAUCACAUGGUACGCUCACGUUAUCGCCUUCCGGUUCAUCCGUUUCAGGUUCGCUUUCGCCACGUGAUGAUCAUCAUCAUUCACAUUCACAUUCGGGUGGAUGUCCGGCGGGCUGCUCGGGUGCUAUACCGCGUAAGCCACUCAAUUCGUUGAGUAAUUCUUCAUCGAGCGGCUCGAGUAUUAGCAGCUGCAGCAGUUUUCCGCCCGCGACGCAUACGUAUCCCGGUCGCCGUUAUACCAAGGGACGACUGACGGAUCUACAAAAUAGACUGCCACCAAUUAAGGAGUUUCGCAGUCCAGCCAAAGUGCCACAUCCUUCGCCAGUGCACAUCAGUAAUCCACGUUUUCGUUAUUCUUCUUACACCAAAUCCUCAUCGAGUGCGCACGAAAUUGCUCCGUUGCUGUGCGAACCGCCUUCACCACCCAAAAGACCCAUGAACAUACUGGCGGCCUCUGCUUCAACUAACGGCUUAUGUCCACCGCCGUUAAAGGCUGGUGGCACUGCCAAAAUUAGUCCUCUGGUGUCGAAGAACUCCCUGCCAAAGAAUGCCUACACUUUGGGUAAUAAAGAUAAGAAGACGCCACUAAAUAGUACCAGUGGCAACACAGCCAAAGUGAAUGGGAAGCUUUCAAGCACAACAACAAAUAACAGUAAUAGUAAGAAGGUAACUUACGAUGCUAACGGUAAUAGCGUUUCAUUGGCAUCAACACCUAUACCGAAAUCGUCUGCGUCGAACCAAAAUAGCAAUAAUAAAUCGUAUUCAGCACCAACCUCACGCUCCAACUCUUCCAAUCGAAGUUUUCCACUAUUCUCCAAUACCAAUAGCAAUCACAAGGAGAAAGCCGACAAUAAGAAGAAUGAAUCCAUGGAGCGUAAGAAGAAGGAGGAGAAACUUAAAAUGAAAGCGGAAAAGGAAGCGAGAAAGGUGGGUGUACGUGAACGUGACGCUACAGCGACGCCACGAACUAACGGUGUUUGUAAAGAUGAACAUAGCAAAAAUACUAAGCAAAAUAUUAUAAAAAAUGUUGGUGGUGAUGAUGAUGAUGAUGAUUAUGAGGAUGAUGAUAAAGAUGAAGAUGAUGCACAUAACGUCGAUGGUGGUCGUAAUGGUGGUGGUGUUGGUGUCGGUGGUGGGUUAUUAUGCUUGUAUGGUGGUUUGGCUGCCUGGAAAGUAAUGUCGGAAGAGAAGCGUCUCGCCAAGGAAGAGGAACGUUUAGCGAAGCUGAUUGCUAAGGAAGAGAAGAAGAAGGGCAAAAAGGAAGCUAAGGAACUACUCAUCGCAAAUGAUGGCAACUGUAAGAAGUGAGGUUAUGAAUUGCUAAUGUCUGACGGAAAGGGAGCUAUAAAAAAUAUUAAAGAAAUAUUAGUUACACAUUCCAACAAAAAAACUGCUUAAAAAAUAUAGCUAUAAUAACGCGAAGCAACACUAAAUAACAAUAAAAAGUGCAAUUAUGGGCUGAAAAGACUCAAGUGUAGACAAAAUGUACUUGUUUUCAUGCGAAAAGUUAGCAAUUAGUACUAAAAUGUACUAAAUAACUUGCAAUUAUUACGAAAUUGUGUACUAAAAGAUCUAAAACGAGCGUGCAUGUAAAUAAGUAAUGUACUAAAAUCAUUAAAGAGCAUGUGAAGGUACUAAAUUUAGUACUACCUAAAAUAAGUAGUGAAUUACGUGGAAAAGUUACUAAAUUCUGUACUAAAAGCGUGAACUAAAGCUACCAAUAUGAAUGCCAAAUGUAGCAGAGUACUAAUAAUUAGGUCAACAGUAUUAAAUUUUGUACUAAAAUCACUAAAACCACGCUAAAGUUCGAAUUACACACAUUGAGUAUGAAACGAAGUACUAAAUUUUGUACUAAGAUCACCAAAAACCACGUUAAAGUGCGAAUUAUCUACAUACAUUAACUAUUAAAGUGAGUUCGAAUAGGUACUAAAUAAAAUGAAGUACUAAAUUUUGUACUAAAAGUUAUAAAUGGCUUGCGAAAGUACAAAAUUACGAGCAAUAUGUACUAAAUAUGUACCAAAAUUACUACUUUUUGCGGAUAGAUACUGAAAUACUAAAGUUUUUUGUGCUAAAUAAGCUGAAUUAAAUACAGAAAAUACUAAAUUGUAACCACAAAGUUCUAAAAUAAUACAUUUUCACAACCUCACCGAAUAAAAAUUCAGAACAGCUCUACUAAUGUGGGCAAAAAAUAGUAAGACUUUUUAAUUAAAAUUUUGCGCGAAAUUUUUUUUUCUAGGUUGACGCGACA
Messenger RNA from Bactrocera dorsalis (oriental fruit fly), 3914 nucleotides. RefSeq lists its product as uncharacterized. The record is from RefSeq and is a predicted model, not a curated record. The transcript is spliced from 6 exons. The coding region runs from base 878 to 2974 and encodes 698 amino acids. Lineage: Eukaryota; Metazoa; Arthropoda; Insecta; Diptera; Tephritidae.